UUUCAACGAUUGUUUACAAUUUACAUAGGUAUUUACUGUUUACAUUACUUUUUAGAUACUAAUUGUUUGUAGUCAAUUUAUUUGGAAUAUAACAUGAAAUUAUUUUAAUGACAUGUCUUUUUUUUAUUUGUCACCAAUAAAAGGGUCAAUACCUUUUCAUGAAUUGGAAGUUAUUGUCACAAACAGGUUAGAGUACUUAAAUACUAUCUCCAGGAAUACACCAGUUGAGUACAAUGAGUAUGUGAUCGAAGGAAGCGUUUAUGACAAUGUUGGUCAUUUUACGUUAUGUGUAGCAGCUAUCCUUGAACGAAAUAAUGACAUAAACAACUUUUUAUUGAAGACUGAAGUAGCUCUCUUCAAACACCGACUGUAUUCCCUUUCCACUUCUUACGAUAUCAGAUGUUUUGCUAGAAAAUUAUUGAAAAAUAUAAGAAAACUUGACAAUGCAUUCGUAAGCUUCAUAAAGCCAUUACAAAUUUUAUGUCAACAUAUUUAUUUAAAACACAUAUCACAACAUCUUAGCUGCGAAUGUAAUGAAGAUUGUAACUUCUACUAUAUAGAAUUAAGAUUUCUUCACUGUUUGGAAUUUGUAUCUAAAAGAAGAGUAGAACUAAUUAAUGGUGUGGCUAGAAUACCAUGCAGUCAAUGGAAAGAAUAUUUAAUAAUAUUAUUUAGUAGAAAUUUAAAACAUAAAUUGUAUGACAUUAAAUUAAACAAUAUGACCUGUGAUCCAAGAAUAAAUGAAAUUGUAGCAAAAGUAAGAAAUAUAUGUAGAGGCAAGUUAUCUACACCAAAUGCUUUAUCUAGUCAAGAAGUUGAUUUUGCUUCCAAAAAGUUUCCACCAUGCAUGUUAAACCUGCAUUUGCAGCUUAGAAAACGGCAUAGACUAUCCCAUGAACAAAGAUUUAAUUAUAGUCUAUUCCUCAAAGAUAUUGGAAUGCCUGUGAAUGAGUCUAUAGAGUUUUGGAAGAUGGAGUACAGUAAAGAAGCUCAUGCUCACAGUUGUUGUCAUAAUUGGGAGAGAGAUGAAAAAAAGCUCCUCUAUGGUAUAAGACAUAUGUAUGGGUUAGAAGGUGGCAGGAAGAAUUAUUCAUGUCGGAACUGUGACCAAAUACAGAACAUUGGAAAUUCAUGCUCAGAGGGAGGAUGUCCAUUUAAAUCGUUUGGAGAUGCACAAAUGCGACAACUUUUAGACUUAAAUGAAAAUGAUUCCCUCUUGUCACAAAUUACUGAACUGAAAAAUAAAAAUCAAUAUUCAAAAGCAUGUGUAAUAUAUUUAGAAAAUAAACUCAAAGAUUCCAUGGACUGUGAUAAAGUGAGAUUAAAUUUAACACCAGUGAGGUAUUUUUUGAUUGCUUCUGGUAAAUAAAUAAUGAAUUCCUAUAAA
Molecule: messenger RNA, 1387 nt
Organism: Colias croceus (clouded yellow)
Lineage: Eukaryota; Metazoa; Arthropoda; Insecta; Lepidoptera; Pieridae
Product: DNA primase large subunit-like
Exons: 1
Coding region: 113-1369 (418 amino acids)
Biological process (GO): DNA replication, synthesis of primer
Cellular component (GO): alpha DNA polymerase:primase complex
Source: RefSeq, a predicted model, not a curated record